Molecule: messenger RNA, 1380 nt
Organism: Bemisia tabaci
Lineage: Eukaryota; Metazoa; Arthropoda; Insecta; Hemiptera; Aleyrodidae
Source: RefSeq, a predicted model, not a curated record
AUGAGGGUCGCCAAGACGCCCCUCAUAAAAGGGGCCCACCGAAUACCGGGACGGCAACGACCAUCAGCUGGUGAAGAGCCGCCGAAGCGACCUCUAACCGACCCAACUACUUUUGUGAUAUUUAUUUGUGAUGAAUCUCGGAGGGAAGUAACAUCCAAAAAUCGUUAUUCUAAGGCGCUAAGAGCAGUACAAGUGAAUACUCGUGGACAGAACCUUGUCUAUUGCACCCGAGCCAAGGGUGUGGGUCCCAUUCUGCGGAAACUAGCAGAACUAAGGAACAGGGCGGAAAAAACUUCGAGCGCGGUAUGGAUCGGUUCGAAGAAGGAGAACAAGAGGACAGAGGGGCCCCAACUGGUACAACAGGUUCAAAAUUCCUCCGAAGGGCCAUCAACUAGACAGAGUCAACCGCAACAGCAGCAAAAUCAGCAGCAGAAGCAGCAGCAUCGACAAGUGUCGCAACAAGCGGUAGUUACGCAGCCACAGCAACCACAACAACAGCAACGACCAGAACAGCCACCGGUGACGUGGUCCACCGUGGUCGGACGAUACGCGAGUUCGAGGAGAAGGGAGGAGUUUCCGGAGCUGCCUUCCGGAGCGACAGCUCCAAAGAAACCGAACGGAAUCGGGAAACCGAGACGACCGGCGGUCCUAGUAAGAGGGGAAGGAAAGAAAAUUGGAGAGCUGAACAAAAUGCUCAGAGGAGCACUCAGGGAGCUAGGAAAGCUGGUGGCUGACGUCAGGAUGAGUGCUGCCGGGGACCUCGUAGUGGAAACUGAAACCAUCUUGAGUGCACAAAGGAUCCAGGCGGCACUGGCCAGGAGUGGACGUUCUUGUGCUGAAACUAAAGAGCCGACACUACGACUGGUCGUAUCAAGAGUCGAUGCGGACAUGACGGAAGGAGACAUAAGGGAAGAAAUGGUAGGGAGCGAGCUUGAAGUGAUCGCGGUCAAGCUAAUAUCGACAAGCAGAAGCGGAGGAAGAAUGAUCUGGCUUGAUGUAAAGGAUACCAAGGCAGCGAGGGCAGUUAUGGCGAAGGCCACGAUCCGAAUCGGAUUCAUGUUAUGCCCCGUCAGGGCAUUCGUGGGCACCAACGUUUGUUUCAAAUGUCGCAAGGAAGGCCACACCCAGUUCAACUGACAGAGCAAGACGGAUCUUCGAACAUGUUGCUGGAGGUGCCACAAAGAAGGUCAUUUAGCGUCGGAAUGCAAGGAACUCGCUAAGAACACUGGAGAACCAGAGGAUUACAGACCACGCCUAGAAAACGAGGAGGAGCUGGACGUUGAAGUAAUCCAACAUGACUAGACAGUCCAAAUUGGAUGGAUGGUUGGUGCGGGCGAAGUGCCCUAGCGAACAACACAGGGAAGAACAGGAUACUGAGAG